AUGAAGAAGGACCCGUUCUCGCAUGAAUCCACGCACAGUUCUCAUCGCAAGUACACACAGGACAAGAUGAGCUCUUCUACCAACGAGAUCGCAAAGGUCGCCACCGACAUCGGCUCCAGCUCCUCUGGUGCCCUGCCCGACAUCAAUUCUCUCUCCAUCGGCGACGAUGGCUUGACCACCAACACUCCCUCGGCUACCGCCGCGGGUGAGACUUCAACUACCAAAACCUCCGUGCCAACCGAACCCGACAAUUCCAAUUUCCCUUCCAACCGUGCCGCCAUGGUUGCCAAAGCCCAGGCCGCGAAGAACAGCAAAACUUUCACCACCCCCUCCGCCUCCGCAAAGCUCUCCGCCCGCCUUAAGACAUCCAACUAUAAGCCCAUCCUGGCCGCGGGUAAGGGCUCUGCGUCUCGCCUCGCACAGAUGCAGAAAGAGGCCGCCGAGAAGAAGGCCAAAGAGGAGGAAGAGGCCAAGGCUCAAGAGCAGGAGAACAAGGCGAAGGCGUAUUCGUACAUGUUGAACUACGCCAACGAGCUACUGCAAAGCCUCCCCGAUGAGGCCAUUUCGGACCUCCCUGAUGACUUCUACAAGCUGGAGCUGAAGGUGAAAUUGAAGCUCCUUCUCGAACUACGUGCCAAAUAUGGAGAGCAGGGUCCUGGAGAAGCUAGCGGAACGACCGUUGGGGAGCUGGAGGAGACCGGCCCCGUUCCUGGAGAGCUUGAUGAACCCGAGGACCUCGAGGGGUUGGAGAGUUCUAAGGAGGACUCGAAGGAGCAUACAGAGUGCGUUUGUGACGAGUGUAAGGAGUCGCAGGGUGACAUGAGUGGAGGAGCUCGUGGCCUCGGCGAGACUGAGCCCCCCUCCAUCUAG
Didymosphaeria variabile is the source of this 870-nucleotide messenger RNA. RefSeq lists its product as uncharacterized. The coding region runs from base 1 to 870 and encodes 289 amino acids. NCBI's taxonomy places the organism in Eukaryota, Fungi, Ascomycota, Dothideomycetes, Pleosporales, Didymosphaeriaceae. The record is from RefSeq and is a predicted model, not a curated record. The transcript has 5 exons.